UGAUUAACUUUCAUUAUGUAUGCAGCACUUCUAGAGGUAGUCUUUGUGUUUCGCUGGUCUCGGUGUUCUCCGUCGGAUGUGUUCUCUGCAUCCGUCUGUGAUCUGAGUAUCGUAGCGUGGCUGGUGGACACAGCAGAUCUGAGCAAAGGCAGCAUGGAGAACGGAGCGCAUGGAGCUGCUCAGGCCAACGGUCUGGAGGGCCACAAACCCAGCGGUCAAGCAGCGGUCAGCGGCGUUCAGACACAGGAGCCGCUCCAGCAGUUGAGCAUGACUCCAGCGCAGCUGUUGCAGACGCAGACGCAGAUCCUGGCCGCAGGUCAACAGAGCAGCACUGGAGCCAGUAUCUCUGCGGCCACGCCCAUCACACUGUCCCAGCCCAUUCAGAUCGCCUCUACGCAGGGCUUGAACCUGUCACAGUUUGUCUUGGUCCAGCCGGGUCACUCCCUCAGUCCUCAGUUUCAGCCUCAGUUCAUCAUAUCUCCGUCUCCUCAGGGUCAGACCGGUCUACCUCAGAGCCCAGCGCAGAGCAGCCUCGCCCUCACCGCACAGGCUGCUACACCGACGCGGAAGAUCGCAGCUCUGCCGGCUCCAGCAUCCGCUCCGAAGCGCAUCGAUGCUGUGUGUGUGGAGGAGGCCAGCGACCUCGAGGAGCUCGAGCUGUUCGCCAAGAGCUUCAAACAGAGACGCAUCAAGCUGGGCUUCACUCAGGGUGAUGUGGGGCUGGCGAUGGGGAAACUCUACGGAAACGACUUCAGUCAGACCACCAUCUCCAGAUUCGAGGCCUUGAACUUGAGCUUCAAGAACAUGUGCAAACUCAAACCUCUGCUGGAGAAAUGGCUGAACGAUGCAGAGCGCAUGUCUGCGGACUGUGUGGUGUCGAGUGCGAGCGAGAUGUCUCCGGGGCUCUGCGAGAGUCUAAACCGACGCCGAAAGAAGCGCACCAGCAUCGAGACCAACAUCCGUCUGGCCUUAGAGAAGAGCUUCCUGGAGCAGAGUCAGAAGCCGUCGUCAGAGGAGAUCACAAUGAUCUCAGAUCAGCUGAACAUGGAGAAGGAGGUGGUGCGCGUCUGGUUCUGUAACCGCAGACAGAAGGAGAAACGGAUCAAUCCUCCCAGCAGCAGCAGCUCGUCCGGAUCAGCCCUCAGAACCAUGUACAGCAGCUCCUCAGCCGCGGUGUCCAGCGGCACGAGCACACUGACGGUCAGUCCUGUGGUUUCUCUGAACAGCAACAGUAUCUCUAACCUGACGUUCAGUGGCGGAGCUCUGGGUCAGGUGAUGUCGAACACGCCCUCCAUCAUCUCCAUGGCGCCCACCGUCACCACGUCCACUCCGGUCAUGACAUCACCCUCCCUCACCCCAUCCACCACCGCUGUCAAACAGGAAGUGGCAGUUUCCAUGGCGACGACAGCCAUGCAGGGGGUGGGGCAGCUGCUUGUGACGGGCACAGGACUGGGAGGAGCUAAUCUGACGGCCUUCGCGGGUUUAAACCCGACGAUCAUAUCGGCAUCGCAGCUGAUGCAAGGCGGUGCGCUGCUGAGUUUGAGUCCUGCGCUGAUGAACAACAACCUGCUGGCCACCAUCCAGGCUCUGGCGUCUGGCGGCGCUCUUCCUCUGACCUCCAUCGACGGAAACACCAGCCUGCUAUUCGCCAAUAACAGCGUGGGAAACCCCUCCCCCAGCAUGGUGACCACGCCCCUCUUCCUCAACCCAUCCAGCUUCUCUCUGCUGCCGGCCAAUCUGCUGUCGGCGGGCGGUGCCGGAGGCGGAGCUCUCAACCUGCAGCUGACCAGUGAUGUCACCACGAUGACCAAGAGUGUGGGUGUGGCCUCUAAGGCGCAGUGAGCGUGUGGCUCCGCCCAUUUCUGUGCUAUCACCAAAAACUCUUGCGAACAAUCAACAUCUAAUGCUCAAAAAGACGGGGGGGAUGGAACCUAAUCCGUUUCUUAAACUUACGUCUAAAUUAACCAAAAAUGUGUGUCUUUCUAAAUCUUGACGAGAGAUUAUUUAGCGUAACAGAGUUUAUAUUGACUUUCUACGAGGAUCUCUGUAGUUUUUAUUUGCGGCUCUGUGGAACGAGCCGAGUGUAGAUAAUUUCAGA
Molecule: messenger RNA, 2098 nt
Organism: Carassius carassius (crucian carp)
Lineage: Eukaryota; Metazoa; Chordata; Actinopteri; Cypriniformes; Cyprinidae
Product: POU domain, class 2, transcription factor 1-like
Exons: 14
Coding region: 16-1842 (608 amino acids)
Biological process (GO): regulation of transcription by RNA polymerase II
Molecular function (GO): RNA polymerase II cis-regulatory region sequence-specific DNA binding; DNA-binding transcription factor activity, RNA polymerase II-specific
Source: RefSeq, a predicted model, not a curated record